This is a messenger RNA of Lagenorhynchus albirostris (white-beaked dolphin), 1629 nucleotides long. It is a transcript of the gene ING4, whose product is annotated as inhibitor of growth family member 4. Gene Ontology annotation, biological process: regulation of DNA-templated transcription; positive regulation of apoptotic process. The transcript is spliced from 8 exons. Bases 373 to 1041 code for a protein of 222 amino acids. Gene Ontology annotation, cellular component: nucleus. NCBI's taxonomy places the organism in Eukaryota, Metazoa, Chordata, Mammalia, Artiodactyla, Delphinidae. The record is from RefSeq and is a predicted model, not a curated record.
AUUUCCUGUUUGGGAAGUGAGGUAGACAGUAAAUCAUCAACAAGAUAGGAAAUUCAGGAGUAACAGUAACAUAUUUAUUCAACUUAGAUUUAAGCAUAGGAAUGGUAAUUGUAUCUGUAAGAGUAAAUAAGAUGGAGAUCGUUCAGAGAAAGCAAGUGAGAAAAUUAGAGGAUUAAAUUAAGUGUAAGCUCAAGAAAAUAUUAACAUUUAAGGGACAGGCUAAGGAAAUGUCAGUGACGGAAUUGCUAGAAAGUAUGUGAUGAGAUUUGGAAUCUUAAGAGGAAGAAAGUUAUUCGAAGACGAGAAGAUGGUGCCAGAUCCUGCGAAGGUAUUGAAAACCUCCCAUUUGAACUGCAGAGAAACUUCCAGCUCAUGAGGGACCUGGACCAAAGAACAGAGGACCUGAAGGCUGAAAUUGACAAGUUGGCCACUGAGUAUAUGAGUAGCGCCCGCAGCCUGAGCUCCGAGGAGAAAUUGGCCCUUCUCAGACAGAUCCAGGAAGCCUAUGGCAAGUGCAAGGGAUUUGGUGACGACAAGGUGCAGCUUGCCAUGCAGACCUAUGAGAUGGUGGACAAACACAUUCGGCGACUGGACACAGACCUGGCCCGUUUUGAGGCUGAUCUGAAGGAGAAGCAGAUUGAGUCAAGUGACUAUGACAGCUCUUCCAGCAAAGGCAAAAAGAAAGGCCGGACUCAAAAGGAGAAGAAGGCUGCCCGUGCUCGUUCCAAAGGGAAAAACUCCGACGAAGAAGCCCCCAAGGCUGCCCAGAAGAAGUUAAAACUUGUGCGCACAAGCCCUGAGUAUGGGAUGCCCUCAGUGACCUUUGGCAGUGUCCACCCCUCUGAUGUGUUGGAUAUGCCUGUGGAUCCCAACGAACCCACCUAUUGCCUUUGUCACCAGGUCUCCUAUGGAGAGAUGAUUGGCUGUGACAACCCUGAUUGUUCCAUCGAGUGGUUCCAUUUUGCCUGUGUGGGGCUGACCACCAAGCCUCGGGGGAAGUGGUUUUGCCCACGCUGCUCCCAAGAACGGAAGAAGAAAUAGACAAGGGCCUUGGAUUCCAACACAGUUUCUUCCACAUCCCCUGACCUGGGCUAGUGGGGAGAGGGAUGCCUGGCUGGGGUCAGGGAGAGGUGGGUGGCGCAGAGUUGUCAUCCCCUCUCCUCGCCUCCCCACUCCUGGUGCUGAGGCUGCACCCAGACCCUGGUACGGGGGUUGCUGCAGCCACUAACGGUAUGUGCUCUCAUUCAGCCCGCCCCCUUCAGAGGGAAGGGGUCUUGCCCACUGUCCUUUUGCCUCCAUGCUGAGGUUGGUGCUGUAUUUUUGAGGGAUGGUCCUCUUACUCCCCUUGCUUUGUAUUUAAGGACUGGGGCAGUAGCCUGGGGCCCUCCCCCAGCCUCCUGAUCCCCUCCCCUCGUGGGGGGCCAUGGCGUGAUAAACUUUCUUCACUCUCUUCCUGCUUUUCCAGCUGGGGCUCCUCCAGAUCAUCUGGGCUGUGGCCCUGGCUGAAGGGUCACCCCUUCCUCUGUGCCAAGAGGAUUCGUCCUGGUUUGUGAGUGGGAGGGGCAGGGUGGAGUGCAGAUAUCUCAUAUGGAAAGGAAUUGGGUCGGUGAAUAAAAGCUGUACAUGUUG